This is a messenger RNA of Sardina pilchardus (European sardine), 4519 nucleotides long. RefSeq names its product SMAD family member 3b (gene smad3b). The record is from RefSeq and is a predicted model, not a curated record. Gene Ontology annotation, molecular function: RNA polymerase II cis-regulatory region sequence-specific DNA binding; I-SMAD binding; DNA-binding transcription factor activity, RNA polymerase II-specific. NCBI's taxonomy places the organism in Eukaryota, Metazoa, Chordata, Actinopteri, Clupeiformes, Clupeidae. Gene Ontology annotation, biological process: anatomical structure morphogenesis; SMAD protein signal transduction; positive regulation of transcription by RNA polymerase II. The coding region runs from base 172 to 1449 and encodes 425 amino acids. Gene Ontology annotation, cellular component: heteromeric SMAD protein complex. The transcript has 9 exons.
CAGAGUGGUACUGUCUGCCGUCAGCGGGCGCUCUGUCUGGAAUGGAGAACAACCGAACUUAUCUUUGUGAAGUCUGAGUUUCUAUUCACUUUUUGAUUUCACAUUUAACGCAAAACUUACAGUUACUUUUUUGUAUAACGAUAGUAGUUGUGUGCAUUGUUUUUGGGAAAGAUGUCUAUAUUGCCGUUUACACCCCCGAUUGUGAAGAGGCUGCUAGGUUGGAAAAAAGGAGAGCAGAACGGACAGGAGGAGAAAUGGUGCGAAAAAGCAGUGAAGAGUCUUGUCAAAAAGUUGAAGAAGACUGGACAACUGGAGGAGCUGGAAAGGUCCAUUACAACCCAGAAUGUAAACACGAAAUGCAUCACCAUACCGAGGUCUCUGGACGGCCGUCUGCAGGUGUCCCACAGGAAGGGUCUCCCCCACGUCAUCUACUGCCGUCUGUGGCGCUGGCCCGACCUGCAGUCGCACCACGAGCUGCGCGCCAUCGACCUGUGCGAGUUCGCCUUCCACACGAAGAAGGAUGAGGUGUGCGUCAACCCCUACCACUACCAGCGCGUGGAGACUCCAGUGCUGCCUCCUGUGCUGGUUCCGCGCUACUCUGAGAUCCCCACUGAGUUCCCUCCGCUGGAUGACUACAGCCACUCCAUCCCUGAGAACACCAACUUCCCCGCUGGCAUCGAACCGCAGAGCAACUACAUCCCUGAGACGCCUCCUCCGGGUUACCUUAGCGAGGAUGGGGAGACCAGCGACCACCAGAUGAACCACGGCAUGGACACAGGCUCUCCAAACCUGUCGCCCAAUCCGGUCUCACCCGCCAACAGCAACCUGGACCUGCAGCCGGUGACGUACUGCGAGUCGGCGUUCUGGUGCUCCAUCUCCUACUACGAGCUGAACCAGCGCGUGGGCGAGACCUUCCACGCCUCGCAGCCUUCGCUGACCGUGGACGGCUUCACAGACCCGUCCAACGCCGAGCGCUUCUGCCUGGGCCUGCUGUCCAACGUCAACCGCAACGCCGCUGUGGAGCUCACGCGACGCCACAUCGGUCGGGGUGUACGGUUGUACUACAUCGGAGGAGAGGUAUUUGCAGAGUGUCUUAGUGACAGCGCCAUCUUUGUCCAGAGCCCCAACUGCAACCAGCGCUACGGCUGGCACCCGGCUACAGUCUGCAAGAUCCCGCCAGGUUGCAACCUGAAGAUCUUUAACAACCAAGAGUUUGCAGCGCUGCUGGCCCAGUCGGUGAACCAGGGCUUCGAGGCCGUCUACCAGCUCACCCGCAUGUGCACUAUACGCAUGAGCUUCGUCAAGGGCUGGGGUGCAGAAUACAGGCGCCAGACUGUGACUAGCACCCCCUGCUGGAUCGAGCUGCACCUGAACGGGCCGCUGCAGUGGCUGGACAAGGUCCUCACGCAGAUGGGCUCCCCCACCAUCCGCUGCUCCAGCGUGUCCUAGACCAGAGACACCGUCCGUCUGUCGCCCCGUCAACAUCCUGGCAACCAACCACACCCCCCCUCAUCCUCGCCCGGCAAGAUGGCAUACAGGAACCCCUCCGCCAUCUCUCACACACACACACACACACACACUUACACACACACACAGUCUGCUAGGCUGAGGAAAAGCCUAGAACAUCAGAUGGUGAUUUUGUUGAAAAAGAGCCCACCCUUUCUCCUGGAGAGCAGUCCACCACUUCAACAGGUUGUUGCAUUUCACUCAACACGUUUUAAGAAGCACUUUUUUAAAGACAGCUGGUGGUGUAUGCAGCUCUGGCGCGACUCCGGGCCGCGUCUGCCGUCCACUUUGCCGCGUCUGACACGGCGAUAGUGGGGGGCCUCUGUCCAUUUUGCAUGUGGUGACCAGCCGCUGAUGCAUGAGAGCAAUAGUAAUAGGAAAAUGCUCGAUCACCUCAUCUGUACAUUAAUAUUAAUAAUAUAAUAUUGUAUAAUAUUAUAUUAUAAAUAUAUAUAUAUAUAUAUAUAUAUACACCCAUGGAAUAUUCAUCACGUGGACUGAUUCAGGAAAAUAAGAACGCUUUUUUUUGUUAUUGUUAUUGUUGUUGUUGAUGCUCAUUUUCUUUUAAAUGUGAAAGCUCAAAAGACUCGUGCGAGUGUGUAAUGGUUGUCUGGAUGCCGUUGUUGAACUGGAUGACCCCUGGCGCACGGCGGCAGCGUUUGAGGCGGCGGCUGGGCACGGCUCAGGUAUGGAGCCCCGACCUCUGACCCCCCCCACCACAUCGCCACAGCAACCAGCAUGGCCAUCUUCUGCAUGGCUGAGAAAAGAACCGUCCUCAAGUUGAUGGGGAGCAUGAGAACCGUGUUGGGUUUUUUAAAUUUAAGUUUUGUUUUUGUUUUUAGCUACAAGUGUAUGUGUUCAUGUUGAAUGCUAAGCUGUUAGAUUAGUUGGAUAGCUUUCUCACUGAUGAGAUCAUGAACCACAGCACAUCCAUCAAGAUCAAUCAUAUUUAAGGUACUUUUUGGCUAAAGUAGCACAAAACUGUAUUUUGUAUUAUUUUAAAAGCACUUGUCCUAACUACUCUGUGAGGUAGUACUUAAGAAAGAAGUCGUGUUUUGGAUUGGGAUUUCUCUUUGUAAAUGACAUCAUUUGUUGAAAUCGUAGUUGUGCCAUUUCAUUUCUUUUCCAUCACAUUCAAAAAUACUGUUCUUUUGAGCGCAGUUGGUUUUGGAGAUUUUUGUAUUAAUGAUUAUUUUCUGAUGAAUACUCUGAGGGCAUCACAGAGCUGUAUUUUACACUGUGUCCCCUCUUCAAUGGUUGUACAUAAGUGAGUAUAGUAUUGUAAAGAGUGUUUGUACAUUAUUUACUGUUUGGCUACAGGAGGACAAGGUUCAGUGUCAUAGGAGACUUUGUAGAACUCCGGGCAUACUCGUGACACCCACCCACCCACACACACACCUAACCCAACCGCACCGCCCUCCUACCCACUUGGAUGAAUCGGUGAACGUGUGUGCCUCUUUGAGGCCACGUAGUGUGUUUUUCCGAGCGGUUCUUUGCCACGUUAACCCCUAUCCCCCCCUUCACGGCAGAGUCCAGGGUCUGCCCUGCAUCUCGUCAGUUUGUCUUUUUUCCUGACCGUCACACACACACACACACACACACACACACACACACACACACACAUCAUAUCCAUGUCCAUGCCUCGUGUAAAGCAUGUCAAAGGGAUACUUCUCAGGAUCAUUACCUCCUGUUCACACACACACACACAGUAUGUUUAAACAGAGAAAACACUAAACCAGUGUGUGUGUGUUUGUCUCAGACAAAAAAAAAAGAUAUGCACAAUCUUUGUGUAUCUGUGUUCUAUUUUACUACCAGUUAUUUUUGUGCAGACAGAUGUUACUAAGAGUAUUUUGAUGCAAAGAAGAAGAAAAAAAAAAUGGUUCUAAAAAACCCCCUGAAUUUUAAAAACUGAAUAGGAGUCAUAGAGCGAGUACUGCUGGCAGCUCUUGAGAUGUAGUAUUUUUAUGCGCGGGUGGCCACCCUCACAGGACGGACACGCCUCCUAGGGUGACCCACCUGCCCCAAUGUGGUUUCUAAUGAGCCGGGCCCUUAACUUCAGAUGGGCAUUUGUCUUACUCUUUGAUAGAAGAUCAGGCUUACUUAACUGGAUCUGUUUUGUCUUUUGAUGAGUGUUACGAUGAUGAUUUUUCUCUCCCCAGCUCUCUGCGGCUGUAGUCACUCUUGGCUCUUGUUCUUGAGACUAACUAGAGACAGAGAGAGACCAACAGCUGAUGAGCUGAAGCGUGUCGUCCUGUCGGAGGACCUUGCUGAACUGACCCGAGGCCGAGGUGUGGAGGUUAGGGCACUGUGCGUCCACCCCACCUCCGGACCCUCCCCAGGCACAGAUGCGCACAUGUUCCUUUAGCUUAACAUACGGCUGUGCACACCCCCCUAUGUGAAUAUAUAAACGGUGACCAGCUGACCCAAUGCAUGGGAGCUCAGUCGCUCGCAGGCAACAACACGCUCAUGUUUGUGUCUAGUGCAAUCAAUGCUAAAGGAGCUGUGACUUGGUUUCAUUUGAAUCAUUUUGUGUGGCUAUUGAACAUCUCCUUGGCAACGCAACGUUACACUCGCUAUCACCAUGGCACUUGGCCGGAGCCUAGCGUCUCUGUCUGGCGGUCGCGACACGAGUGGGGUGCUAUUGAGCUGAAGGAGCCGAGACACUGAGCUAGAUCUCGGUGAAUUGGCUUUGGGCUGCUCUGGCUUCGAUCUGUUGAGUACUACUUGACAGAAGUGUUUGUGUCCGUGGACUUGGGUGAGAUUUGGGGCUGAAAAGACUUUUGAGGGCUUUGUUGUCUUCGGCGGUGUUGUUUAAGUACUUAACCUUCAUUCUUUGCAUUUGGAUUCUGUCUUACUGGUGCUUAGUUUUGUCCUUUAGUGUCUCCUCUUACAGUCUUUACCCCCUGUACAUGACUUUGUUUUUCUUUGCUUUCAUUGUUUUAAGCUAUUGCAUUGUAUCCAUUUGUUUUGGUAUCCAAGAAUUUUUAAUAAUAAAAAUUGUAUAUUAAACUUU